Xenia sp. Carnegie-2017 is the source of this 1630-nucleotide messenger RNA. RefSeq names its product ribonuclease P protein subunit p30-like. The transcript is spliced from 2 exons. The record is from RefSeq and is a predicted model, not a curated record. Gene Ontology annotation, cellular component: nucleolar ribonuclease P complex. NCBI's taxonomy places the organism in Eukaryota, Metazoa, Cnidaria, Anthozoa, Malacalcyonacea, Xeniidae. Bases 40 to 876 code for a protein of 278 amino acids. Gene Ontology annotation, molecular function: RNA binding. Gene Ontology annotation, biological process: tRNA processing.
AAGUGCCGAUAUUUCAUUUCGCUCGAAAACACGUUGCUAAUGGCGGCUUUUGCAGAUAUAAAUAUUCCAUAUCAAAAUGACUCGCGUUCUUUGCUCAAAUUCGUUUCAGCUCUCGUUAAACUUGGUUACGAGACGAUUGCAGUCAACAGAACUGUCUCACCUACGGUGAAAGGAAAAGGCGGACAGGGCAAAAUUCCAAUGCCAGAUGACUUUUCUAGUUUGGUAGGAUUGGAGGAUGUAAAAAAGAUUUGUCCAAAGCUGAAGUUACUUUCGCGUAUAACCGUGGUGAUUGAAGAACAACAACAAGUACGAUUUAUCCCAGGCGAAACGGUACAAAGUUAUGAUAUUCUAAGUGUACAACCGACCACAGAAAAACUCUUCCAACAAGUAUGUCAAACGGUCGAAUGUGACGUCAUAACAUUUGAUAUGACCUCAAGAAUGCCAUUUUAUAUAAAACACCCUCAAGUAAAUCUCGCCAUAGAAAGGGGUAUCAGCUUUGAGAUACAAUACACACCAGCAAUUCGAGAUCAAAACCAACGAAGACAUACAAUUAUAAAUGCCUUAGAACUGAUCAGAGUCAGCAGAGGUCGAAAUGUUGUCAUAUCAAGUUGUGCUGAACGAACUAUCGAGUUACGUGGACCAUAUGAUAUUGUCAAUCUUGGGCUUCUCUUUGGACUCAAACAAGAUCAGGCAAAGGCAACUAUUUCAAAGAAUGUGCGAAGUCUUUUGUAUCAUGCCGAGGCUCGUAACCAAACUGUUAAGGGAACUCUUAAGCUUGAAAAGAAUGCUUUCUCAACAGAUUAUCUCAAAAGGAGUCACGAAGAAGUAGAAAUGAAGAAUCAAAGUAAUCCUAAAGCCAAGAAAUUUAAGUCAUGACGCGAGACAAUUUUCAAAUGGAUUGUUAGUUGUGUGAUUUGUCAACGCAUUACUUUGGAGAACCGGUCAGCGGUUGCUCUUACCCAUUUCAAUAAGACAAAAAGUAAGGACUUUGCUUUAUGCCUUGAAGGCUUUGUAUUGUAUUCUGGCGCGUUUAUCUCACUUGGGAAUUUAUGGACUAAAUGAAUCUGAAAUGUUCUGUACGUGAUUAUGUCUACAAAUUUUUUUAAUUGAAACCAUGACUGAAGCUAUCGUGAAUUUGCGGUGACGGAAAUUUCACCAGAUUAUCUAUUCAAUGUCUUUGAUUCGUCUGUCAAGACAAAUUUAAAGUUAAAGUCGUCUGGACGGUUAAUUCGUCUUAUGAUCGUCUUUAUUCUUCAGAAAAAUUCGUCAUCAAAAAAUUCCGUCUUCCCAUACGAAAAUUUCACAUUUGAUUUCAUGUAUGAAAUAGACAUUUCGUACAUGAAGUGUUUCAAUUUCACAUAAGGUUUCACAUAUCAUAUCAUAUUUGAAAUCAAAUGUGAAAUUUUCGGAAGGAUUAAGUUGUCCUGACGUAUUAUCCAUCUUAAAGCGCCUAUGACAAAAAGAUUUCGCGAGUUAGAUGAUGUUUGCAUUGACCAGAACUUUUGAAAUUACAGCGUAGUUUCUAAAACAAUUUAUGCAUGUCUCUUUUUACUCUCGAGGUAUUGAAAUUUUUGUUAUUUCCAAUUUAUCUAACUUGUAACGUCAUGAAGUAAAUGGUUUGAACCCUGGA